Rhagoletis zephyria (snowberry fruit fly) is the source of this 1365-nucleotide messenger RNA. Its product is annotated as trihydrophobin-like. The record is from RefSeq and is a predicted model, not a curated record. Lineage: Eukaryota; Metazoa; Arthropoda; Insecta; Diptera; Tephritidae.
AAUUACCUAUGUUACUUCAGCAAUUACAAAAACAAAAAUCUGACAUGGAUAAGUCAGAUGGUGGAAGUGGACCUAACAUUGGGGGUAAUGAUCCUACUUUUGGAGGUAAUGAUCCAAACUUCGGAGGCAAUGGACCUAACUUUAGAGGUAAUGGGCCAAACUUUGGAGGUAAUGGGCCCAACUUUGGAGGGAAUAACCGUAACAUUGGAGGAAAUGGUCCCAACUUUGGAGGAAAUGGUCCUAACUUUGGAGGAAAUGGUCCUAACUUUGGAGGAAACGGUCCCAAUUUCAGAGGAAACGGUCCCCCUUUCGGAGGAAAUGGCCCCAAUUUUGGAGGAAAUCGUCAAAAUUACGGAGGCAAUGGUCCCAAUAAUGGACCAAACCGGCCGAAUUUCGGAGGAAACGCACCAAACUUCCGUGGCAAUGGUCCGAAUUUUGGUGGCAACGGGCCUAAUUUUGGCCCGAAUGGACCCAAUUUCAAUAGGUUUGGGCCAAAUGGUCCUAAUUUCGGAGGAGGGAACGGCCCGAAUUUCCGCGGAGAUGGUCCGAACUUUAGAGGUGGCAAUGGUCCGAAUUUCGGUGGUGGUGGUGGUAAUAAUGGGGCAAAUUUUAGCAGAAUGGGUCCCAACGACGAUCGACGUAAUUUUGGCGGUAAUAAUAACAUGGGCGAUCGCGGAGGGCAGAAUUCAUUCCGAAGUGGUCCCGAGGAUAAUGAAAGACAAGGAGGCCCAGAUGGUGGAAACGAUGCUACAGGAACGGACAAUUCGAAUUCUUCAUGGGUUGAUGGUGGUGGUAAUAAGAAGCCUAAUUUUAAUAAAAGACAGAGGAAUCCCAAGUCUGGAAACCGCAAUUAGAGCACAUAAUCUACUACAUACCAUACCAGUUGAUGAUAGUUGUUUGCAUUAGACUUAAGUUGUCGCUAAAACAGUUGAGAUUUUUAAACUUAAAUCGACGAGUAAAAAUUAUAACAAAACAACAAAACAUAUUUACACUUACGAGUUACAGGUGUUUUCGAACUCUUAAUUGCUAGUUAAACAACUUUUGAUUUUUUACUAUAUGUAAUGUGUGUGUGUCGCUGUUGUCAAAAUACAAUGAAUUAGCUGCAAUAGUUGCCGACUUUGUUCUAUGUGCCGGUGCAGGUCUGUUACUGUUUAAAAACAGUCCAACAUGUGACAUGUGACCACCGAGUAAUAUAGAAAAGUUGCUGAUGCCGCCGCAAUUCUUAUGUAUGAUGCAACAGUUGACCAGCUCGCCGAUAACUAUUGGAUUUAUAGACAUAAUCUUCAUACAUACUACUACUAUAUGCUUACAACAACAUACCCUAUUAAAAGGUAUAGAAUAAAAGUUUGAAUUUCAUCAACACAA